AUGGAGGACAGGAACACCGUUGCAUGGAAUUCUGUCAUAUCUGCAUGUUUAAUGAAUGGAAUGGAAAAUGAAGGUCUUGAGCUUUACCUGCAAAUGGCCGACUGUGGGAUACUUGCGGAUGCAUAUACAGUGUCUAUUCUCCUCACGGCUGCAGCAGUAAGCCAAUGGUCUGUAAUUACAGGAAAGCAGCUCCAUGGUCUUGCUGUUAAAAUGGGACUGUAUAUGGAUACACUGAUAGGAAACAGCCUCAUUACCAUGUAUGCCAAAAAUGGGGAGAUUUCUGAUUCAUGGCAGAAGCUUUUAAGUCUGUAUCGGAAGCGAUAUCAUCUCUUGAACUCCAUUGUCCACGCUCACCUCAGAAUGAGCAAUUUGAGCAAGCGUUGGCUCUGUAUGUCCAAAAUGAAGGUUUUGGGCUUUGAACCAGAUGAAUUUAGCUUUGUUGCUGCUCUGGCAGCUGUGGUGAACAGCUUUGGUGCAAUACUGGAAGGAAUUCAUUCCAAUUUGGUAAAGAUUGGCAUGACACCAAAUGCAUUUGUAGGAAGUGCGCUCAUUGGCAUCUCCUCUCUCUGUGAUGAGGGAAGAAACUUCGAACCAGAUGAUUCUCACAUUGCAAGUAUUCUAGCAGCAUGUGCAAAUACCAUUACGGUAGAACAUGGAAGGCAGGGUGCAUUGUCUGAUCCUGAAAUCAGACCAAAAAUGGAUGCAGCUGUAGCCAAUGCAUUAAUAACAAUGUAUAGUAGAGCUGGAAGAGAGAAGCAGAAAGGUCUUCUCCAAACUUCGACCAAGAAUGUAAUAUCAUGGACAGCAAUGAUGGGAGCUAUGUUCAGUGUGGCAACCGUCAAGAGGCAUUUCGACUUUUGA
Messenger RNA from Dioscorea cayenensis subsp. rotundata (Guinea yam), 861 nucleotides. Its product is annotated as putative pentatricopeptide repeat-containing protein At3g49142. Gene Ontology annotation, biological process: RNA modification. NCBI's taxonomy places the organism in Eukaryota, Viridiplantae, Streptophyta, Magnoliopsida, Dioscoreales, Dioscoreaceae. Gene Ontology annotation, molecular function: protein binding; RNA binding. The transcript is spliced from 2 exons. The coding region runs from base 1 to 861 and encodes 286 amino acids. The record is from RefSeq and is a predicted model, not a curated record.